CCGGGGCGGUCUGAGGGGAGGAGAGGGAGGGAGGAGGAAGAGGACGACGAGGAGGAGGAAGAAGUCCUCUGAACUCCAGCGCGGCGACUCUGGAGGAGGAGAGAGGAAGGCGGAGCAGAGAGGCGGAGACGCAGCCCGGCAGGGGCGGCACGGCGCUCGGAGUCCCGCGUCGGCCAGUGUGAGAAGCAGCGAGUAGGCGACGCCGCUGCAACUGCGGCGCGUCCGAUCUCCCGGCCGUGCGUGGCCUCGCUGCCGGAAACCGCGCCCCAGGUAUUUUCUCCAGAAAGAAGAAAACAUUGAUACCUUGCAUCCUGGAAGUUCAUUUAGGAAUCUGAAAUCAGGGACUUCUUUAUAAUUUGGACAUGGCUAAUCGAGGAGCAACAAGACCCAACGGGCCAAAUACUGGAAAUAAAAUAUGCCAGUUCAAACUGGUACUUCUAGGAGAGUCUGCUGUUGGCAAAUCAAGUCUGGUGCUUCGCUUUGUGAAAGGCCAAUUUCAUGAGUUUCAAGAGAGUACCAUUGGGGCUGCCUUUCUAACCCAAACUGUGUGUCUUGAUGACACAACAGUAAAAUUUGAAAUAUGGGAUACAGCUGGCCAAGAACGGUAUCAUAGCCUAGCACCAAUGUACUACCGAGGAGCACAAGCCGCCAUAGUUGUGUAUGAUAUUACAAAUGAGGAGUCCUUUUCGAGAGCAAAAAACUGGGUUAAAGAACUUCAAAGGCAAGCAAGUCCUAAUAUUGUGAUAGCUUUGUCAGGAAACAAGGCUGACUUAGCAAAUAAAAGAGCUGUUGACUUCCAGGAAGCACAGUCCUAUGCAGAUGACAACAGCUUAUUAUUUAUGGAGACAUCAGCUAAGACAUCAAUGAAUGUAAAUGAAAUAUUUAUGGCAAUAGCUAAAAAGCUGCCAAAGAACGAACCACAAAAUCCAGGCGCAAACUCAGCCAGAGGACGAGGAGUAGACCUUACUGAGCCUGCACAGCCAGCCAGAAGCCAGUGUUGUAGUAACUGAACUCCAGUGUCAACUUCCUAAAUGGCAAAAACCAUGGAAUUGGGAGCAUUUAGCCGGCCCAGUGUGACUUCCAAAAAGAGACUAUGGUAGAAUCAAGUUUCUAAUACUGAAUUAUUUUGAGUGUUUUGAACUUAAUUUUUAAUAACAUGCAUGUGUUCCUCCAGCAGUAGAAAGGAAAAUGAGAACUGUGUAUACACUUGUUCCAUGGGAAAGUGCAGGGGAACAGUUCAUCUCUAGUGGGUAUGGACCCACUCUUAACCCACCCAGUCUCCAAACUGGGAUGAUAGUCAGGUAUGGAAGAUUCAAAAUUACUAAUGUAUGCUUUAGAAGAACAUUUUUAGAAGACUAAAAAUAUUUAUGCUUAGCAACAAAAGCCAAGCAAAUGGUAAUUUUCUUUGAUUGUCUUAAAAAGCCUACAUUUCACAUAUUAAUAAAGUAAUCCCAAGAAAAAAGUCCUAUAUCUCCAGAAAGAAGGAAUAUUGGUGGCAUCUUAAUUUUAUUCAGUCAUGUUACUUCUUAAAAUUUAAUUGAAGAAAAAAAAUUGUCACAUGUAACCCCAUCCUGUUUUAGGAAUAUAAAAACUGAUAAGUGCAUUGUAAUGGAUAGUGGUCCCUUCAUAGGAGCUUCUUUUUAAGACAAAGUGGAAACAAACCAGGUAUCUGCUUUCUAUUUAAUCACUGUUGGCUAUUACAUAGAGGUCUGUCUAGAACAGGGAGGGGGCUCUGCUUCCCUUUGGACAUGAUUAGUCAGUGCAUUAACCAUUAUGUACAUUCAAACUUGAUUAUUUUAAAUAUUCAGCUGU
This is a messenger RNA of Rattus rattus (black rat), 1812 nucleotides long. RefSeq names its product ras-related protein Rab-5A. NCBI's taxonomy places the organism in Eukaryota, Metazoa, Chordata, Mammalia, Rodentia, Muridae. The transcript has a single exon. Bases 363 to 1010 code for a protein of 215 amino acids. Gene Ontology annotation, molecular function: GTPase activity; GTP binding. The record is from RefSeq and is a predicted model, not a curated record.